CGGGCAGGAUUCAGGGGCAGGUCCUGAGCUUGGGGUGGUACCAGUUUAUUACCUCCAAGCAGCACAGAGACUGCACUGGCCUCAGAGCUGCUGUCCUUCCAAGAUGUGGCUCUGUGCUCUGGUCUUGGCCGCUCUCUCUGCUUGCACGGCGUGGGCAGGGCACCCGUCCUCGCCACCCGUGGUGGACACCGUGUAUGGCAAAGUCCUGGGGAAGUACGUCAGCCUGGAGGGAUCUGCCCAGCCUGUGGCCGUUUUCCUGGGGGUCCCUUUUGCCAAGCCCCCUCUGGGAUCCCUGAGGUUUGCUCCACCGCAGCCUGCAGAGCCCUGGAGCUACGUGAAGAACACCACCUCCUACCCUACUAUGUGCUCCCAAGAUGCAGUGGCGGGGCAGGUGCUCUCCGAGCUCUUUACCAACAGAAAGGAGAACAUUCCCCUCACCUUCUCUGAAGACUGCCUUUACCUGAAUAUUUACACUCCCGCAGACCUGGCAGGGAGAGGCAGGCUGCCGGUGAUGGUGUGGAUCCACGGAGGUGGACUGGUGGUGGGCGGGGCAUCCACCUAUGAUGGACUGGCCCUCUCUGCCCAUGAGAACGUGGUGGUGGUGACCAUCCAGUACCGCCUGGGCAUCUGGGGGUUCUUCAGCACUGGGGAUGAGCACUGCCCGGGGAACUGGGGCCACCUGGACCAGGUGGCUGCUCUGCGCUGGGUUCAGGACAACAUCGCCAACUUUGGAGGGAACCCGGGCUCUGUGACCAUCUUUGGAGAGUCCGCAGGAGGAGAAAGCGUCUCUGUUCUUGUGUUGUCUCCCCUGGCCAAGAACCUCUUCCACAGGGCUAUUUCUGAGAGUGGCGUGGCCCUCACUGCUGCUUUGAUCAGGAAGGACAUCAAGCCGGUGACUGAGAAAAUUGCUAUUACUGCUGGGUGUAAAACCACCACGUCAGCAGUCAUGGUUCACUGCCUGCGCCAGAAGACAGAGGAAGAGCUCUUGGAGACCAAAAUGAAUAUGUUUAGCCUUGAUUUAUUUGGAGACCCCAGAGAGAGCUAUCCUUUCCUCCCCACCGUCAUUGACGGAAAGCUGCUGCCCAAGACACCGCAAGAGCUUUUGGCUGAUAAGAAUUUCAACAGGGUCCCCUACAUGGUGGGAAUCAACAAGCAAGAGUUCGGCUGGCUCAUUCCGAUGAUGAUGGGCUAUCCUCUCUCUGAAGGCAAGCUGGACCAGCAGACGGCCACGGCCCUCUUGUGGAAGUCCUACCCCCUUGUUAACCUCUCUGAGGAACUGAUUCCAGUGGCCAUUGAGAAGUAUUUAGGAGGGACAGACGACCCUGUCAGAAAGAAAGACCUGUUCCUGGAUCUGAUUGCUGACGUGGUAUUUGGUGUCCCAUCUGUGAUGAUAGCGCGUGGCCACAGAGAUGCUGGAGCCCCCACCUACAUGUAUGAAUUUCAGUAUCGCCCGAGCUUCGCAUCAGACGCGAGGCCCAAGACAGUGAUAGGAGACCAUGGGGAUGAGCUCUUCUCAGUAUUUGGGUCUCCAUUUUUAAAAGAGGGUGCCUCAGAAGCAGAGACCAACCUCAGCAAGAUGGUGAUGAAAUUCUGGGCCAACUUUGCUCGCAAUGGGAACCCCAAUGGAAAGGGACUGCCCCACUGGCCAGAGUACGACCAGAAGGAAGGGUACCUGCAGAUCGGAACCACCACCCAGGCAGCCGCGGGGCUGAAAGACAAGGAAGUGACUUUCUGGACUGAGCUCAGGGCCAAGGAGACAUCAAAGAAACCUCCCACUAGAGAGCAUGUGGAGCUGUGAAUGGGUGGCUGAGUCAACCUCAGGAGACUGGCGUCACCAGGCAGUGCAUUCCACCAAAACCAUCCAGAAAGGCAUCUUCUGGGCAGCUGGAGAAUUGUGCAGGGGAGUGGGCAGAGGCCAGGGAGCAGGGAUGUUGGUACCUGUGGCUUCGUUAUGGAGAAUAAAUAUUCUUUUGGAGGCCAAAACCA
Messenger RNA from Sciurus carolinensis (gray squirrel), 1986 nucleotides. Its product is annotated as liver carboxylesterase 1-like. Gene Ontology annotation, cellular component: endoplasmic reticulum; lipid droplet. The coding region runs from base 104 to 1798 and encodes 564 amino acids. Gene Ontology annotation, molecular function: carboxylic ester hydrolase activity. Gene Ontology annotation, biological process: lipid catabolic process. The record is from RefSeq and is a predicted model, not a curated record. The transcript is spliced from 14 exons. NCBI's taxonomy places the organism in Eukaryota, Metazoa, Chordata, Mammalia, Rodentia, Sciuridae.